Numida meleagris (helmeted guineafowl) is the source of this 5239-nucleotide messenger RNA. It is a transcript of the gene SHF, whose product is annotated as Src homology 2 domain containing F. Lineage: Eukaryota; Metazoa; Chordata; Aves; Galliformes; Numididae. The record is from RefSeq and is a predicted model, not a curated record. The transcript has 7 exons. Gene Ontology annotation, molecular function: phosphotyrosine residue binding. The coding region runs from base 223 to 1281 and encodes 352 amino acids.
GGCCCGCAGCCCUCCCUGGCAGUCCCAGGCUCUGUAUCUCUUCCUGCCGCUGCUCCUCGCCUCGCCUGUACCCAGCCCCCAGGAGCUCGGAGGUGCGGAGGAAGGUGCGAUUGGGUAUUUCCUGACCUCCCUUUGCCUGUGUCCAUCUCUUCCGUCCCUCAGCCCCUUGGCUGCCGACUUGCCCCGGGCCCUCAGUGAUUGCGGCAGCCUCUGCUCAGGGAGAUGCUCUCCAGGACAGUGACCCUGGCAGCGCUGGGCCUGACGGAUAAAGCGCGCUUUGUGGGUAUCCCAGAAUGGGAUCCCAGCACAGGAAAGCUGGCUGUCCUGGAGGACUAUGCAGACCCCUUUGAUGCUGCGCACGUGGCUAGUAGCCAGACAGGGAUGGAGAAGGUGGCAGAGAACGAUGGGUAUAUGGAACCGUACGAAGCCCAGAAGAUGAUGGCUGAGAUCCGCCAGAAAGGCUUACGGGAGGCUCCAUCCCGGCCACUUCACCUCUAUGACACUCCCUACGAGCCCAUCUCUGGGGGGCUGGAUGCGGACACUGACCGCCCCACCUGCCCCAGGCCCAGGGAAUCCCGGCUGCCCGAGGACGAUGAACGGCCGCCAGAGGAGUAUGACCAGCCCUGGGAGUGGAAGAAGGAGAGGAUCUCCAAAGCCUUUGCAGUUGAAAUCAAGGUCAUUAAAGACCUGCCGUGGCCGCCGCCGGUGGGACAGCUCGACAGUGGCGAAACCCCCCCGGACGGUGAGGCCGGUGUCUCUGUCCCCCCACAGCAUGGCCCGCAGAGCUACGAAGACGCCAAUGGGCCAUCAGAGGGGCUGGGCUAUGGCCGCACCUCACCCUGCAGGGAGGAGAAAGCCAGGGCUGCCCUCAGGCACGGUACCAGCAGCAUCAGGAGUACCAAGAUGCUGAGCACGGAGCCUGGACCCUUCCUUGGGGAGAGGAUUGACCCUGCACUGCCCCUAGAGAGUCAGUGCUGGUACCACGGGGCCAUCAGCCGGACAGAUGCAGAGACGCUGCUGAGGCUCUGCAAGGAGGCCAGCUACUUGGUGCGCAACAGCGAAACCAGCAAGAACGACUUCUCCCUCUCCUUGAAGAGCAGCCAGGGAUUCAUGCACAUGAAACUAUCCCGGACCCAGGAGAACAAGUACGUGCUGGGUCAGCACAGCCCGCCCUUUGACAGUGUGCCAGAGAUCAUUCAUCAUUACGCCAGCCGCAAGCUGCCCAUCAAGGGGGCUGAGCACAUGUCCUUGCUUUACCCAGUGGCUAUCCGCACCCUAUAGCUCUUGCCAUGCACAAGCUGGGCUCGAGGCUGUGCGGACCUGAAGCUGGCCCGUCUGCAGGGCCGAGCACUGCUGUAGCGAGGAUGGGCUCCGGACCAGCAAGCUGGGCACGGAUGGCGCUAUCAGGGACUGUGGCAGCCAGACCCCUUGUCAUGCUCCCUCCUGGGGUUCCCAUGUGCCAGUGUGCCUGCUGGGAUGGUGACAGGGAGAAGGAGCUGAGUGGGAGCAGCUGCUUGCUGCCCUCGCCCCCUUGGGAAGCAAGGACUGGAACUGGGGCCUCAGAGAGGACAUGGGGGGGGCAAGAUGCAGGAAAGGGGGGAGAAAGCAUCCUGGGAUGUCUCCUGAGGGUGCCUGUCUCUGUCCGUGUCCUGCGUGACAGAGAGGACAUCCCAGUGCCUGCCAGUGACGAGGCCGGUGCUGUCACAGAGUGUGAGCGAGGCACAGAGGCGGCAGGCUGCUGGGGCUUCCACCCACGAGGGUGCUUGGUGCUCCUCGCCAUCGUUUGCCAAAUGUACAUAGUAACCAGUCAGAGCCACGCAUGCAGCACCACUGCCUAAUAAAGCAGCGCACCUUCUGCUCUGUGGGAACUCUGUGCCCUUCCCCCAGAAGCUAGGUGGGGGGCUGGUACGGCAAAACUCUGCUAAACAGCAGGGAGGGGAUUUUAUUAAGCAAAAUCACUUAUUUUUUCUCUCCCACAUACAGAGACCUGAGUGGUUCAGCACAGUCAUCAGUGACACAGGGGACAAAAGACAGCUUUAAUGUGCUGUGUCUUUGAGACCCUUUGUGGACAGCAUUAAGCUGGGUUUGCCUGUUAAGCCUGGUGGAGGGGGAUGCUCUUGAGGCUCUUUGGCUUGUUUUGCUUCACCUCUUGUAAAUCGUAGGCAAAAUCACAUCAAAAUGAAUUUCACAGGUUUGUCCUCUUUCCCUGGAUGUGUAGUGGCUCUAGCCCUGUUCUUUGUCUUCCAGACACCUUGUCUCUGGGGCAGAUUGUUUCUUCUCUUCCUAUCGCUGAAAUUAUAGGCUCCCAGGACAGAGCUGGUCCUGCUGCUUUGCUGGGAGGAUGGAGAUGGUCUAUGGCACCAUGGGGACUUUGUGUAGGCUCUGAGGUUUUCUACUCUCAAUUUAUGGCUGAGGGAUUGCUGCCCCAAUGGCCUGUCAUGGCUUUGGGCUGCUGUGGGGACCAUCGUGCACAGGCAGCAUGCUGCAUGGAGCCUGCAGAAGCUGCGGUACUUUGUUCCCUGAUGUUCAGCCACCACCACUCCUUAAAAGGCUGCUGUUUGAGCUCCUCUCAGACACUCGGUGUCUCCUUACAGCUGUGUUUGGCUGCUGGCAGCCCCGGCUGCCUCUCCCCAGCCCAGGGAGACCCCUUGUCCAGUGGGGAUGGAGCAACUCUGGCUGGAGGGUUUUAUCUCCUUUUACUGCUUCUGCGAGUGCCAGAGCACACAAAAAGGGUUGGAGGUGCAGGAAUACAUCUGCAGAGAUGCGCUUAGAUACCCUUGCUGCACUGAAAAGGCUUUAACAGGCUCUUGCUUUGUCUUGUUACUGCCUUCCCAGUGACUGGCAAGUAAAGCAGAGGCCACUUGAAUCCAUGCAGCCAAGGAAGAGAAGCAGAGGAGAGCCUCACCACGUAUCCUGGGUUGUUUUUCUCCCUCAAGAAAUAGUUGCAAAGAGCAAAGUGGCUGGCAGCUGCCUGUACCAGCAAGAUUGUGUCCUGACAGUGAAAUCCCAUCCACGCAGCCUGGCUGCAUAUUAAGUGUCCCUGCCAAGCAGAGCUACUGGAGCUGGUUUAAAGACGGACAAGGUGUGACUAGGCUGAUGUUUGGUGGAUACUCAUAGGCAUGUAGCUCCUGGCACUCCCCUACUCUCAUUUGCCCUUUGCCCUGGGGUUUUGGCUCUUGCUUCAGAAGUCCUGAUUGUGGUGGAGGAUUUUGCCUGUGUUGUUUGGCCUGAUGAGCUGGAGGGAGAUGCUCAGGAUGGAGUGAUGCUCAGCUUCCCCAAGCCAGCCUGGUCAGGGGUUAGACCUGAGCUUCUCAAAUCAAGCAGAUCCAUGCAGGUCCUGCACAUCAUUUAGGGAUUCCCGCAGAAAGUUUAUUGCUCUGAGCAUGGCUCUGGGUCUGGAGUACUGUUGCAUUCUCUCCUUGGGAUCCUCAAGGGCUUCCCAGAAAAUUUAGGUGGAUUGAAUCUCUCUUCAAAUGGUACUUCACUGCUGUGUUUGCUCUCCUGUGAAUGAAGUGAGUGUUGUUGAGAAAUAGUAGAAGGGCAGCUGUGUAACAGGGCUAGAGAGGUGACGGGAUCCCCAUUCAUGAGUGAGCUCAACCCCAGGAUGGACAAAGACCCGAGCAGCCUGAUGUGGCUUUGAGAUUAACCCCACUGAGAGCAUGAAGGUGGUCAAGAGACCUUUCUUUGUAGCAAUUCCCAACACACGUGUUGUCCCGGCAAUCCCCCACACCCCCCAGCUCCCUCUGUUCUCCAUGCCUCCUCCCUGUCAGUGAAACAGCUCUGCCAUUCAUCGCCUGAUCUCUAGUUCCUUGCUAAUCCCUCCAUAAUUGCCAAGCUGCUUUAGCAUGCUGCAGGCCGUGACAAUGAAGGAAAGAAGUUUGUUUUGUAAUUGGAUUAGUGCUGCUGGGAGCGUGCUCUUGCACAGGUCAGGUCGGAGCUGCAAGGCCCUGGAGCCCCAUGCUGCUGUGCCUGGUUGUGGGCUAGCUUGGGGCUGCACUCACUCCUGCACAGGACUUUGCUGGCCAAAUGACAUAGUGUUGCAGGAGGAAGGCAUCCCAGAGGGGCGAAGAGCUGAUUCAAGUCCGAGUUUGAGCCCGCCUUCCUUGGAAACAAGGAUGUUUGCUGAAACUCGGUUACUGCCUACGAUGUCCCUUGCCUGCUAGGAAUGAAGCACUUUGGUUAGGGUAAGGCCUGAUGUGGGCUUCAUCACCCUUCCCAGCAUGAGCCCUCAGUGCUCCUAAACACCAAUAGCUGAUCCUUGUGGGGUUGGGUAAAACCUGUGUAGGCGGUUGUACAUCAUCAGUGCCCCCUCCCGUCCCCUCUGGCCUGCAAAAGUCCUGUUAAACCCAAGCCUAGUGAUUAGUUUAAACCCCAGCCCUACCAGUGAUGCCUGAGCCGCUUGGAUGUUUCUGAGAACAGUGCCCUGUGUCCUGUCUCCAGCCACAACAAUCUCCAGUGUUGCAGGAGAAGGAUCAAAUAACCCAAAACCUCAGCUGCCAAAGUUUAUAGCAAAGUGGAGAAAUUUGUUCCUGAUCCCCGCAGGCUACCAGCAAAAUGUGCAGUGUAGCACAUAUGUUGUGUACACAUGGCAUGCACAUGGCGUGGCUGAAUGCCUCCUUUCAAAUCUUGAGAGGAGACCAAUGUGUUUGACACAAGGAGCAGCUUCAGCUCCUGACUCAGAGACCACCUUUGCUCGCUUCCUUUGGUGUACUUCCCCAGCAUCAUCUCAAAGCUGUUACUUGCUCCUGGUGCCCUCUUUGAAAAUUGUCCCAAAACAUCUGUGCUCGUAUGCCUCCACCUAAUUUUCAGUCUACGCUUGUGACGACUUCUCUCCUUUGCACAGUUUUGGAGGGAUGUCUCUAAAGCAGCGUGCUUGGGCAGAUCUUUUCGGUGAGAUCUUCCCAGUGCCUUGCUACUGAUGCAGCUGUGUCUCUCUUGAAAACUCAGCCUCGCUGUCAUCCCUGAACUGUUUGCUGUUGGUAUUCAUGGGGUCACUCUGAUACCAGAGGUGGAGAAAAAGUCCUAGAAAUACCUCUUUGCUCAGAGACACCCUUGUUAAUACAAACCAUCAUUUACUUGAUUAGCUGGUUCCUCCGCUGUAACCAUACCCACCACUCCCAUCAUUGGAAACUGGUUCCUGUUUCUCUAACCAGCCUAAAUGUGCUGCAUAAUCUUGUCUAAGAAGUUACUUAUGAGAGAAAAUCAUUAAAUUAAACUGACAGAAUGUACCUGUGAUAAA